Solanum pennellii is the source of this 978-nucleotide messenger RNA. RefSeq lists its product as uncharacterized. The record is from RefSeq and is a predicted model, not a curated record. Lineage: Eukaryota; Viridiplantae; Streptophyta; Magnoliopsida; Solanales; Solanaceae. The transcript has a single exon. The coding region runs from base 194 to 796 and encodes 200 amino acids.
UUUAAGUAUAUAGUUUCCGUGCAGAUUAAGGAGGGCACGAUAUUGCUCUCCCCAAAAUUCAUUGACAUGUGCAGGUAUGCGUCCCACUACAUCCCACACAGUUAGUAGUUGGCAUUAAAAGGGAAAUUGCCCGCCAUCCUGCAUUUAAUUCUACUUUUUACUUUGUGAUUUGAUUUGAUUUGAUUUUGAUUCAAUGGAAGACCACAAAUCCCCUGUUGCUGCUGCUAUGGGUAACAAGAAAAGAGCAAGAAAUUGCUGCUUCGUCUGCCUCGCUGUCCUUGUUCUUCUAGGGCUUCUCUUACUCACCUUGGGCUUAACAGUUUUCAAAACCAAAAAGCCUGUCACGACAGUAGAUGCCGUUACCCUAGAUGAUUUGGAUGUUUCAUUUGACAUCGCACGACUCCAAGUUCACCUCAAUGUCACCGUUAAAGCAGAUCUCUCUAUCCAAAAUCCCAACCGGGUCAGCUUCAAAUACGACACCACAUCUGCUCUGCUUCAGUACAAAGGAAAAGCUAUCGGAGAUGCCCCUCUUCCGGCAGCCAAAAUUGGCUCCCGUCAAACGCAUCCAAUGAAUAUUUCCCUCACCGUCAUGGCCGAUCGAUUGCUUUCAGACUCCACUUUGUAUUCCGAUGUUAUGGCCGGUGCCUUACACCUCACUACUUACGUCAAAUUGUCUGGGGUUGUUCAUCUUCUAUUCAAGAUUCAUGUCAAGACUUCCUCUACCUGCGAUUUGUUCAUCGAUGUUCUUAACAGGAGGCUCCUUAAUCAGACUUGUCAUUAUAAGACAAAGCUAUGAUUUUCCAUACCACUUACUGUUUUAUUUGUUUUUCUUCACUACUGUUUUGGAUGAGAUUUGAUUUUCGAUUUUCAUUUUUAUUAUAUUAGAUCCCACUUAAUAUCUUGUCCUCUCUAUUUGCUUUGUACACUUUUUCUCUACUUCAAUUGAAAGGCUAAACAUACAUUUGUGUUUAUCAACUA